Molecule: messenger RNA, 1453 nt
Organism: Syngnathoides biaculeatus (alligator pipefish)
Lineage: Eukaryota; Metazoa; Chordata; Actinopteri; Syngnathiformes; Syngnathidae
Gene: nppc
Product: natriuretic peptide C
Exons: 3
Coding region: 95-457 (120 amino acids)
Biological process (GO): cGMP biosynthetic process; receptor guanylyl cyclase signaling pathway
Cellular component (GO): extracellular region
Molecular function (GO): hormone activity; hormone receptor binding
Source: RefSeq, a predicted model, not a curated record
UUGGCGUACAGGACGAAUCCCAAGCUUUUAUUGGCUUCUGUACUACGUCCACACUCUGACCAAAGGAAUCCCCCUUUAGAGUAGAAUUUUGAAGAUGAACUUGUCGUACUUGAUAGCAUGUGGACUUGUGGUCACGCUGCUUUCGGGGAGGAUGCGCGCAAAACCUUUAUCUGAGGCGCAGCAGAAGUCCCUCCGAAGUUUGCUGGGGGACGAGCUGACGGACCUUCUGGAGUCAGAGGAGCGGGACAGACGCGUAGAUGCCGUGCGCGCUCGGAUGCGCUUAUUGCGAGAUUUACGCAUGGACACCCGGAGGGGGAUGUGGGCUCGGUUGCUCAACGACCAGCCCGCACCGAGGAAGCACAAACCUGGAAACAAGAAAGGGGCUUCUGCGGCGCGGAGUGGCUGUUUCGGACAUAAGAUGGAUAGGAUAGGAACCGUCAGUGGUAUGGGCUGCUAGUAUUGGAUCACAUCUUUUUGACGAUCUCUGUAGGAUGGGUUUGGAAAUAUUAAUUUUGUUUCCAUCCUAAGGGGGGAAAAAAACAACAAGUGUCAGAUUUUUGGUACGAAAGUCAUCAUGACCAGCAUUAAACGAGACUGAGAUGACAACGCUACAAAAGCCUCAAAUAAAUAUGUCUAAAAAUAUGCAGGUAUAACUGUAUAUGGAGAUAUAUACAAUGCAAAACUUUAAGACAAAGGUAUAAAAACUACAAGCCGCAAAGCUGUAUAUUGUUGCUGCUGUACAUUCAUGUACUUCAUCUUCCUCUUGCAAAAAUGUAUUUAUGUUAAAGACUAUUUAUAUGUUUAUAAAAAAAGAGAUAUUUAUAAAUCACUUUUAUUUAUGUAACAUUUUGAAAAAGAAUUGCAAACUGCAGGUCAAUUCUGUUUGUAACUUUUUCUUGUGUCUCAAAAUAGUUGUAAAUGUUUUCAAAAAUGAUAAAAAGAAUAUUCCAUGUGCACUUACAUGAGUCUUCUCAAGCUUUUAUGUUUUCAUGAAUGGGGAUAACGUCCAGUAGUUGAGAUAGCAUUUGGGUUUUCCAUGUAAGGAAAAAAUGUCCUGAGGUGAAAGAAUAUACACAAAGUAUACUAUUGAAUGAAACAAAAAUAAAUUUCAGCAUUUUGUAAUUCAGCUACGUGUGAUCACGCAAAACACUUGCAACAGUGAUUCUCAACUGGAAUGUACUGGCGUUUCAUGAGAGAUCAUCAGAGGUGCCAUUGGAUAUUAAGUCAAUAUUUUUUUGUAUUCAUUACAAACGUAUCUUUGUUCAUCUUUGUAUGUCUGUGACAUAUAGUGACAGUCAAGGCAAGUAAAUACUCUUCCACUAAAUGGUACAAUAACAUUGUAAACACCUGUUGGCAUCCAUGAAAAGUUAUCUGCGAUCAUAUUCGCUUUGUGUUAGAACAGGCCCAGAUUCCACACUGAGGAAGUGAAUUUGUGAAUAAAUUUUUAGCAUUA